UUGAUUAUUGCAAAUACUAGAAACUGUGGGAUGGGUGAUAAUAGGUUAUGUUCAAUUUUAGUUAGGUUAUGUGCACAUUUCCUCAGACAUCGUACCGUCACGAUUGAACUGUAAUCGGAGGUAGAGAACAUUUGAGAAAAGUGGUGGUACAAUAAAUUGACACACCUACACGAAAGUCACGUGCAACUUCGUUGUAUGUUUUAUAAAUAAUUAAUAAAUAACAUUUCACGUUUAAACAAGAGCUAGGACUCGUACUACAAUAUAAAAUGUCGACUGCAGCUGAACUCUCCGAAUUGCAAGUGUUUAAAACGGUGUUUCUUCACUGCAUUUUUAUAAUCGUGAUGCCGGUUCUUUCAUUUUUCAUUUCGAAAAUAUUCAUUUUCGACGGACUUCUAAGUUUGAAUACUGUUCCAAGCAAUGUCUACGCAGCAGGGGUUUCAAUCAUCGUGCUCCACACUGCUUUAGGUGCUUUCAUUUACAGAGCAUACUUCGACUCUCAACCUAAAGUGCAAGUGAAGAUAGAUUAGUUAGUUUACAUUUCAGUUUCUGACACAAGAAGAAUUCAUCAUGCGACAAGUACUAUGUAUAAUGGUAAUUUAAAAAAAAAGUUGACUACCGAGCGCAAACUGGAAUUUCAUUUACACACUUAAUGUAAUAACAUGUACAUCUUUUGUGACCCUCUACGGAAUUUCCUGCUAAUAAGACGAGCAGUAGUACGAAUGUUCAUAAACCAAUUGAAUAAAUAAGUUGAAAUUCUGUGAUGGAAACAAAACACGAUCUUCCUUUACUAUAUUUAAAUAAUUUUGAAAAAAACAUGCGUGUACUGUAAUCAUUCUUACAGACGUUUUCGGUGGGCAACGACAAUACAGGGUAAAUCUAUUAAAGUAUCGAAUCGAUUCAAGAUAAUAUGACUUGAUUGACUAACACCGUGUGCCUUCGCAUCAUUCAACUCAUUGACUCGCAGCUUCGACACUUGUACGGAUUCGCCUUGUAAAAUUAUUCAACAGAAUCAGUAGGUAGUUACUGUAUUAUUUGUUUAUAACAAAGACUUUGGAAUUCUUUAAAUCUAAUGACAAGAAAUCACAUGUAUGAAAACGCCAUACAGGGAUUCUAUUAGACUUUUAAGGAUCUACUUCUGUUUAUACUGUGAAUAAAUUAGAAAUUAAAUUCCUUUUGUAUUUACUAAAAAGAAAUUAAGUAAAUUAUAAACCGAUUCUACCAAUCCUGGUAUGGUGGUAUCUAUAUCAGUAUUCUUAGAAACAAAAAACCAUACUGAAAAGAUUAAUAAUUCAAACUUAAUUCUAUUAGGCAAUAAUGCUUAUGUAGUUUUUUUUUUUUAACAUAUGCUUGUAAUUAUGUAAAGAAAUAUUAAAUAUGCUUACCAAUUAUCAUUGAUGUGUACUAAAUGAAAGGACAAAUCAGCUACUAUUUGUAUUAAACAAAUCUAUUGCUUAGCGAAAAUAUUAAAUAGUAAAAGUACCGACAUAUUUUUUAUCAGUAGUGAUACUUCUCUCAACGGACACCUCCCAAUAACAGAUUCCUCUUUACAACGGACAGUCUAAAAAGGUCCAGUAGCACAAUUUACACGUUAAUGUUGUUCUAAAUAACAGACAAUAUUUUCAGUCUCGAAGGUGUCCGCUAUUGGGAAGUUUCACUGUAGUUACAGAGGAAGAUCUACAUUCUAUGGUACUAAUGCCGCGCUUAUCGGGCUGAUAUUUAAUAUAAUUGUUAUAAAAUUUUUCUUGUAUAGGUCAACUCUUUAUUCAGUUACUUAGCAUAAAUAAUCACAUCAGGGAUAUAGUACGAAGAACGGUGCUUUUAAUUUUAUUUAAUGAGAAAAAAAAAUGCGUAUUCCAAGAACGACAAAACCAAAGUGAAACGUAAAAAAACAAUUGGUUAGAACUAGGAUUUUUCACGAAAUAAAACCUAUUAAAGGAUAUAUGUACUAUCGUCUGAGAGUUUUGAAUUAAUCUUUAAAAGAGAAAAAAAAUGAAAUUAAUGGGAACACAUGUAAAUACUUAGCAAUUAUGUACAACCUUGCACACAUGAGUAUGCCUAAUUUGUUCCUGGGUUAAUUUAAUUUGUCUCCGUAAUAGGUUACUUCUCACAUGUUUCAAAUACAUGGGUCACUACUUGUGAUAGUGAAUAGUUAUUAUUUAUUGCAAUAUUAAUAUACUCAAUAUUUUUUUUUCACACCACAGUGUAUAUCUCGGUACAUAAUUUUAUGGAUUUAUUUUAAACAUUAAUUCAUUUAAGUAACGUAAAUGCAACGCGUAUUAAAGCAGCAGAAUCUGACUACAGGCCAGGAAACGGUGGAAUGAAUAUUAGACAUAUUGUUUAAACACAUAAGUCGCCAGCGAUAUUUCCUAUCCAUAAUUUAGUUACUAAAUCUAUUACAGCUGUCGCUUUGUACGUUUUCAAUUACAACGUAUAUAAUUACUCCCACUAUCUGUAUUACGUGGUUGUUGUACGUCGCGGGGGGUUCUUAAACAUUGAGGAACUAGCUAUCGAAUAAAUCUUAGCCCAGAUUCUGAUAAAUAAUCUUAUCACAGAGUACCCCGUAUAACGAAAUUAUCGAUUUCAACAACUAUCUUGUCAUACCACAGAAGUAAUUAUAAAAAUUUUCUAGA
Neodiprion fabricii is the source of this 2630-nucleotide messenger RNA. Its product is annotated as vacuolar ATPase assembly integral membrane protein VMA21 homolog. Bases 267 to 527 code for a protein of 86 amino acids. Gene Ontology annotation, biological process: vacuolar proton-transporting V-type ATPase complex assembly. NCBI's taxonomy places the organism in Eukaryota, Metazoa, Arthropoda, Insecta, Hymenoptera, Diprionidae. The transcript is spliced from 3 exons. The record is from RefSeq and is a predicted model, not a curated record.